Molecule: messenger RNA, 7773 nt
Organism: Trypanosoma theileri
Lineage: Eukaryota; Euglenozoa; Kinetoplastea; Trypanosomatida; Trypanosomatidae
Exons: 1
Coding region: 1-7773 (2590 amino acids)
Biological process (GO): positive regulation of transcription by RNA polymerase II
Cellular component (GO): transcription regulator complex; histone acetyltransferase complex
Molecular function (GO): transcription coactivator activity; histone acetyltransferase activity; chromatin DNA binding
Source: RefSeq, a predicted model, not a curated record
AUGAGCAUUAUUAGUUUUGCACCGCUAACAAACCUCAGUUUUGGAUCGGGGAAGAAACCCGGAUGGUCUUCUGUGGUGGCGUGCCGUCGACGGUCUGCGAAGCCGGGAAAAGAACCGGAAAUUACUGCUGUAUUUCUAGACAGUAAAAAGAGUGAACUACGUGUAUGGAAAGAGAAAAAGGGAAUAACAACAUUACGAGAUGCAGGAAAGUAUUCUACACGUGUUGUGAAUACGGCAUGUGAUGGACCAUUUACAGCAGUUUUUUUCCAUCAUGAUAAAGGAAGACGAUUGGGACUUGCCAUUUUACAACAUGAUCUGACUAACAUUUCCCAUUUGGUAUCUAAUCCCUUUGAUUGUAGUGAGUCCCUUGACGCCAUACUUGAACCUUUGGUUUCAAAUCAGGAGAAAGAUAAAGCAUUAACGGCACUUUUGAUUCUUCAUUCUUCUUGCCUUAAAGAAACGAAUUCAGGUCUAGUAGUGAGUGCUGUGUUGUCCACACGCUCUGGAGAAGUUUAUGUGGUGAUUGGGGCUCUUUUCUCAAAUGUCUGGAAACGUUUUAGACUGGAGAACAGUUUUGGAGUACCUUCAUGUCUUUGCAUUCAUAAUGAACGUGUGAUUUCAGUUAUGAACUGUACUGUAGGUUUACCCGUAGACCAUACAAUUGCCGUGAUGGCACCGACAGUAGAGUUGGCUUUAUCGGUAUUUGAUCAGGCACGUCUGGAUGCUUGUAAUGAGAAAAAUGAAAGUACGAAACCAUCAUCGAUGGGAACAUCCGCGAGGUGUGUGUUACUUCGUGAGUCUAUUUUUUCACUUGAUGAUGGGGAUGCGAUUGUUCAAUUAUGCUAUCAGAGCCAAAGUUUUCGCUUCACUGGAAAAGGAGACGAAGGAAGAGGAGGAGGGGAAGAAGAAUUGCAAUCAAAACCAUCAUGUCGUCUAUUUCUUGAUAACGAGAAUCUACGCUACGCUAUUGUGGUAUCACUCCCUACACAAAGUUAUAUUGUACAUAUGAGACGAUCCUCUCUUAAUAUGGAAUUAAUGUCUACAUGUACAAAGAUAGCAUCUCAGUGUGUUAUUCCUCAUAGUUUGACGUGGCUUCAAUUAGAACAUCCUUUAAGACCUGAAAGUGGUCUUCAAGUACUCUUAAUGCUUUCACAGGAUUAUCGCCUCUAUGCUGCUGAAGUAUUUGGGGAUGCUAUUUCUGUUCAGAUAGCUGAUUCUGACGAUAUGGUUUAUUUUAUUCCUCCUAAGAAAUUUCGUGUGAAAGUAGAACCUGUACCUGAAGGUUCUAACGAUACAACACGACUCAUGCGAGUUUCUAGUGAUGAGUUGAUUUGCACCAAUGGAUUAUUGGGAGUAGUGCUGCAGGUAACAGGAAUCACCAUUGAUGGAGAUGCCCCACAUCCACCACUUCCUCUUCAAUUUGAUAUGGAUAAGGAAGGACCUGAAAGACGAAUUAUGACACUUGUACGUUGUUUACAAUACAUGGAAAAGUUAUCAAAAUCAGGAAGUACAGACCUUCUUCAUCUUAUUUUUCAGCGUGUAUUGCCGGUACUUCAAUGUACGGGAUCAUCACAACGUGAAGUGUUUCUCACACAGCGGAUGUUUCAAACACUUUUAAAAAUAGCCACACCCAAAUCAGAUACAGAGUGGAAACUUAUGUGGUGUCUAACAAAAUUUCUACAAAAAACACUUUCUAAACGAGGGCGUGAUAGUACGAUGGUAUAUACAGAUAUUUUCUUUGUAUACUUAGUGGGAAACUAUGUGAAUUCUAAUGGAACAAGUGAUGAACAAGAACAAGCAAUAGAAGCACUUUUAAGUGUUGUAUCGGAUGAAUUAAAAACUGCUUGGGAAGAGUUUAUGCAAAAACUUGAUGAUAAAGUUUCUUUUGUAUUAGAUAGUUUGGCAGAACGUAUUUCACCUGUUCUUUUGGCAGAAGAAUGUAUUCGUCAUUUAAUUAUUGUAUCAACCCUUUCAAAUGGUACACAUGUGGUACAAGUGAAGGCCAAUGCUUCCCAUAUAGUUCAUACCAUCGCCUAUGUUCUCUUGGCUUCUUGUUUGAAUAUACCACUCUAUGUCUCUGUAGAUGAGAUGGGACACUUGGAGUGCUGUGUAAAUCCACCAACAACAAGAACAACAACAAGAACAACAAAAACAAAUAGUGGUGGUGCUGGUGGUGGUACCACAGUCUUUGUGCCACCACACACAUUUAAGAAUACCGCUACUUUUGAGUAUGCGCUCACACUUUCUACGGAUCUUCUUUGUACGGCAGCACCAGAUACACCAUUAACAUCAUGUGCUUCAGCUCUCUUGUCCAUGUUGUUGGCAAAACGGUAUCAUGUUGUAUCUACGUUUUUACAAGUUUUCGCCCUUCAUUUGGCUGAGUAUUUUGCCUCAAUGGAUUCUCUCUGUGAUAAUGUACAACUUAUUACAAGUUGUGCAGAUGCGGUUUCCCUCUCAGGGGCGACACUUUUUAAAAAAUUCGUUGCAGACCCAUCACCAUCGGCUAUUCUUUCUGUUCUUUCUAAUGGUUCAAUUGUUAAUGAUUACUUUAAUGUGAUUCUUUGGCGCCAAAUUGGGAGUAUUCUUAGUGAAGAGAUGCGAGCAUUUAUUAUUCUCUCAGUCCUUUAUGCAAUGACAGAUCGUUUAAUUGCCGCACAAAAUAAUUAUUCGACAAGUAUAAUUAAAGUUCUCCUACAGGAAAAACCAGAAGAUCCAUUACGAGAGGAAUCAGUAAAAAUGUGUAGGAAAAGAUUAAAAGUUGUAUUGGAUAGACUUGAACAACUAUGGGCAUCUGUUGAAGGAUGGUCACCAUACAAAGUUACAAGUAUUGCGAGUAGUGUACUUUCAUCCUGUACUGCUAGACAAGAUGCAGAAGGAGAAAGACCUAAACUAUCUCAUGGAUCAGCUGUCUCGCGUUCAUAUGUUGUAUGUUUUCGUAUGUUAAGUUUGAUUAGUUAUUCAUACCAAACUGAAGAAAAUAUUAUAGAAAUCAUAGAUAAAGCUAAUGAUGGGAAAUCGAUUGUAUCUGCUGCUUUUACUUUACUUUUAGCCAUUGAUAGACUUAAUGGGACUGCGUUGCCUAUUGAGUCUCUCCAAUGGCGUUGUGUGGAUCUUGCAGCUGCAUCUAUAGAGAUAUGUUCCCAUACACCUGGUUUGAGUGGUUUCUUAUUAGAAAUGCUUCACCUUUCAGAGGCUUCACAGACAAAUAUAACAUCACUUAAACAAUACUACUAUUCUGUUGUGGAUCGUCUUAGUGAGGUAUCAAAGUCUGAUAGCGGAAACUCCGACUAUCACAAUCUUCAAGAACAAUUAUCAGAACAAAAAAAGAAAUCUUCUUCUGCUUCUGCUGCUGCUACGGUUGCCAUUUCAUCAAAGAUGACAAAUAAAUUUUUUCUUUGGUCAAAAAAGGCUGGUGCAGAAGUACCUGAAUGGCCAGGUGAUCAUAAUCUUCCCACCCGUCGGUAUUUAAUUAACGCUGAUUGGGUGGACACAAUGUGGCCAAUUGAGUUUAUACCAGAGUUGAUUGAGGAGUGUCUUCGCAAAGCCCAAGAACGUGUACUCUCUCGCAGCAUCACAGAAGCUUCUGAAGAAGUAGAGCUUUCACCGCCCUUUUCUCACGCAUUGUUUCAUCAACUCUGCAUGCUCUCUCCACCAGUCCGCACACACGCUUUACUAGCACCAAAUGAAGUGAAUAUUGCCGCCAGCAGAACAACUGUACAGAUGUCAAGAGCACCACAAUCAUCACAGAAGAGUCUUAUUGCAGACAGUCGAAUAGCAUCCGUACCACAACAGAGAGCACAGUUAUCACCUGAUCGAAAGUCACCUUCAGGACCUUCAACCCGGUUAAAAAUAAGUGAUGAACUUUUGACAACUUCUUCAUCCUUGUCAUUAUCCUCUUCUUCUUCAUCAUCAUCUUCAGCUUCUUCAACGUCAUUGUAUUCGUCGUCGCCAUCGCCGUUGAAGGAAGGUACUCAUGCUAGGACUGGUCUCCCUCCUCAAUCUAAUAACGUACCUCUUAAAUCACCUCCCAAAUCAAAAUCUCAUCCUCGUAUUCAAUCUCCAGGUGUAGUUGGUCAACCCACUGCUGUUGGUGCUGACGUUAUCUCUUCCUUAUAUCCCCCUGAGAGUGUUGCAUGGUGGGAGACAGGUAACACAACUGACGAGGUUUUGAGACGACAACGUAUUCUUGAAGAGACAUUAGGUGGUAUCGAUAUUGAAAUAACCAACAGCGCUACAUCAUACACAACAGCCACUAGUGAAAAAUGGACACAACCACUUGAUAAGGCUAAGGAAUAUUAUCGUUCCUCAAGUCAUCAUUCACAGCACCGCUGUAAAAGACAUGGUAGAUAUCAUUAUCGUUGCGCUAAACAUAGACAUCAGGGAACGCAUAUGGAUCAUGGACACUCUCCUUUCAAGUCAUACCGCCAUGCUUUACAUGAUGGGGAUGAUAUUGAAGUACAUCAUUUAUCACGCAAGGUUUUAUCCGUAUCACCCAAGAGAGAGAUACCAACAGGUGUUCAAUUACUGAAAUUUAACAGUAAACUUGAGCCACCACCACUUCCACCGGGGUUGAAGGGUAAGAUACCUGAACAACCUGUGCAGUUACAGAGGAUGCAGGAGGUGGAUGAGAUGAUACCACCUCGGUUGAUCUCACUGCACGCAAAGCCGCACAUCCCACGUGUGACGUUAUUUGGUUUGGGAAAUGUAGGAGGAGUAACUAACAUGCGUGAUAUUGGAACUAAUGCCCCUCCUCCGUUUCUUGCGAGUGCACCUGCAGUUCCACAGGCCCUUGUCCCACCAGCACUGCCGCCAAGCUCUGUGUUUGUGGACCCACCACCGCUGUUGAGAUUGAAUCCCCCAGUGAGUGUGAAGACCGCGCAGCAAGCGUCUGUGGCUCCAGUCACGACAGUAGGGAAUGUGCAGCGUGAGGACCACCGUGUUGUGGAGAAUGAAGAAGUACCAGUCCCCGUGUUUUCCACACAGCAACCAAAGCCACAAGUCUAUCAACAGCAGCAACAGCCAGAAGUGUCUCAACAGCAACCAAAACCACAGGUCUAUCAACAACAGCAACAGUCACAAGUGUAUCAACAGCAACCGAAGCCACAGGUCUAUCAACAGCCACCACAAGCACAAGUGUAUCAACAGCAACCAAAACCACAGGUCUAUCAACAACAACAGCCACAAGUGCCUCAGCAGCAACCACAACCACAGGUCUAUCAACAACAACAGCCACAAGUGCCUCAGCAGCAACCAAAACCACAGGUCUAUCAACAGCAGCAACAGUCACAAGUGUAUCAACAGCCACCACAACCACAGGUCUAUCAACAACAGCAACAGCCAGAAGUGUAUCAACAGCAACCACAACCGCAACCAUAUCAACAACAACAACAAGAGAGACAACGAGAACAGCCACUUGGACAACCUUAUUUUCCACGAACUACGUCACCGCCUCUGGCGCAAGGGAAUAUUGGAAUGGUACCACCUUUCUUGGUGUAUCAAACUCACUCAAGCGCUCCAACCAGUGGUACUGGUGUUGGCGUUUACCCGCAGAAGGAAGAAAAACCAAUGGUAGCAGAGGAACCGAAGCCACAGGUUUCAAAUGUUCCUCCAGUGUCAGAAUCUUUCUUUUCACCGUCAGAGGGUGCGGUACGUCCGGUGUCUGCAUUAGUAAAAGAGCCUCUUCUUUCACCUGCAGAGAAUGUUGCAUUUCGGAUGUAUGUGGAUGAGUUGAAGAUGAAAGGAAGUGCUAAUCCUGCACUGUUGGUUCCCAGGACAGCGGAACCUUCUUCCUUACCUGCACCAGUGCAAUCUGCCGCCUCUGGACAGGUGAGUGCGCCAUCUUCUGAUAGUCAACAACAGCAGGUACUCUUAGAAGCUAUGAAGGCAAUGCUUCUCCAACAUGAAGAACAUCAGGCGAAGCAGUUUAAGGAAGUUGUUGAGGCAAUUAAAACUAGCAUGCAGAGGAUUCCCACCAUAAUGGAGAGUAGUGCGGCUGCAAACCGGCAAGUACAGGGAUUAAGCGCUAUAGAACAAUCAGAAUUGCUGCGUCAUACUAUUAGUCAAAAGAACCGUCUCAUGACGAUGAAUCAAGAGUUGUUAGAUCUGCAAGCGCGGGUUCAGACUCCCUCCUUGUCUUUAUCAAACAAACAAGUCCAAACUUCUGUUGUUUCACAACCUAUUUCAAGAAGUGAAGAAGAACGUACUACAGUUCCACCUCCUGUGCCUCUUCCAGUUCCUGUGAACCUCAAUACUUUAACCACAGCAGGAAAAAGUGAUGCGACUGCAGUGUCUUCUGGAGCUCCACUGGGUACAAGUAUGGUAAAGAAUGAGAAUGUGCACACCAUGGUACCAGCAGUACCUGUAGUGUCAGCAGUACCUGUAGUGUCAGCAGUACCUAUAGUGCCUGCAGUAUCUGCAGUACCUUCAGCACCUUCAGUGCCUGCCGUGCCAGCAGCACCUGUAGCAACAGGAGUACCUGCAGUGCCUAUAACAACAACAAUAGCUCCACCACCACCACCACCAAGAACAACAACAACAACGACACUAUCAGAUCAGAUGGUGGAUACUAAGAAUAUUCGUAGUGAUGUGAUCAAUGUAGUUGCAGAUAUUCCUUCUUCCAUGAGCAUUGAUCGUACCUUAUCUGGACUUUCCCAAAUAAAUGCUGAACUGUUAAGAGCUAACGCCACAGCAGAAGACAUGGAACGGGCUAUUCAAGAGUCACGAGGUAUUUUGCAGAGACAUAGUUCAUUAGGUAGUUUAUAUUCAGGUGCGCUUGAAAGUUCUCUCAUGAUGAAUGCAGCUCGCAGACGUACAUCCGCUCUUGAACAAGAACUCAGUGCACUGAAUACUAGUAGUGCUUUGAAACCACAAAUAUAUGAUAAUGCAAGGAGGAGUAUUGUUAUUGAAACACAUCGUGAACAACCCAAGAGGGAGGAGCCUUCACAUCAACACACAUUUAUUUCAUCAAGCGUAGAGGGUUAUAGUACAGAGGCUGUUCAAGAAAAAAUACCUAUAAACACAUCAUCGCCGUCUAAAUAUUAUUUCACAAGUGAACACGUAGAAUUUAAGGAUAAUUCAGAUCAUCAUCUUCCUAAGUCAUCAUCUCCACUUCCACUUCCACCUCAGAGGGAUUCUCCAAAGGACCGUAGUACUGCUGCUCUUUCUGUUGAGAGUCAUGCGUUUGCCUCUCAUAUGGAUGAGAGACUUGGAAAAGAUUCCUCAUUACUGGAUCAUACUUCAGAUAAAGGAGCAAGGAAAGCUCAAAUUUACACUUCUACUAGACGUUCUAAUACAGGAAAACCUAUAACUACAUCUACUGGUGCUCUAAUAACCAAUAUUGGCAAUAAGAAAGAGACUUCGCUACAGCGUCAAACUGAGGUUUCACCCACACAAGAACCGAUAGACUUGGGUCGGUUGUACACAUCAGCUCUUUCUACAGGUGGAAAGCAACCAAUACGAAAGAGUUCCACCCCGGCAAAGAGCCGGGCGAAGGUUCACUUAACUCCAAAAGAAGUACCAGAGAAAUUUUCCAUGUACUUGCCGGCUUCAGAUUUGAAAAAACCACAGCGUGUUGGGAGUAAAGCUGCUACAUCUGCGAUUGAACCGAGCGAAGGUUCGACGAAGAAUAGGGUAACGAUGACCACCACUACGACAACACCGGUUAAGCGUAGUAGUACAAAAGUUCCUUCUAGCAGCAGGGAUAGUAAGAGGCGGGAUACGUUAGCACUGCAUACAUCGAAGCGGCUCGCUGAUCUUCAGAGAGCCUUCUUAUAG